AACUUUUAGUUUCUUAUUGCAAGUGGGACACAUAUGGUUUUCCUUUAGAUUUAACUCAGUUGAUGGCAGAGGAAAGAGGUUUGAUAGUAGAUGUUGAGGGUUUCAAUAAUGCCAUGGAUGAGGCCAGGGAAAAGUCAAGGAGUGCAAGAAAUAAGAAGCUAUUGUCAUGGAUGCUGAUGCUACCUCUGCACUGCACAAGAAGGGGGUGUCUACAACAGAUGAUUCCUUCAAAUUCGUUUGGUUCAAGGUCUGCAUGCAUCUUUAGAUGGCACUUCAGUAGAUGUCUUUUAGUCUGGGUUAUUAUUUUGGUUAGAGAAAAUAUUGAAGGUUCAAUGAGUCGUUGGCUACUAAGAGAGAUUUCUGUUUCAGCUGCAUCAUGAUGGGGACCAGAUUUUCUCUCUAUUUUUUAACAUCUAUAAGAUGAUAGUGAAAAUUUUAGUGAAGCUUGGGAAGGGUGUUGAUAAAUUUAUAUUCUCUUUUAAAAUCUCUGUUUCUUGGUUGUUUAACUUUCGUCUCUGUCUUAAAACCAUUCCUUUCUCCUGUUUAGUAACUGAUAAUAUUAGAGGUAAAUAAUUAUCUAUUGCC
Hibiscus syriacus is the source of this 585-nucleotide messenger RNA. RefSeq lists its product as uncharacterized. Lineage: Eukaryota; Viridiplantae; Streptophyta; Magnoliopsida; Malvales; Malvaceae. The transcript has 3 exons. The record is from RefSeq and is a predicted model, not a curated record. The coding region runs from base 63 to 380 and encodes 105 amino acids.